Molecule: messenger RNA, 327 nt
Organism: Staurois parvus
Lineage: Eukaryota; Metazoa; Chordata; Amphibia; Anura; Ranidae
Source: the annotation of a GenBank genome assembly
CAUCCCCGGCAUGUUAUCCUAUGUGUCCAUCCCCGGCAUGUUCUCCUAUGUGUCCAUCCCCAGCAUGUUUUCCUAUGUGUCCAUCCCCGUAAUGUUCUCCUAUGUGUCCAUCCCCAGCAUGUUCUCCUAUGUGUCCAUCCCCGGCAUGUUCUCCUAUGUGUCCAUCCCCAGCAUGUUAUCCUACGUGUCCAUCCCCAGCAUGUUAUCCUAGGUGUCCAUCCCCAGCAUGUUAUCCUAGGUGUCCAUCCCCAGCAUGUUAUCCUAGGUGUCCAUCCCCAGCAUGUUAUCCUAGGUGUCCAUCCCCAGCAUGUUAUCCUAGGUGUCCAU